AUGAAAUUCACAAAUAAUAUAAUAAUCAUUGCAAUAGUUGCUAUGAUGAUGAUGAAUUACAAUGUAGUAGAUGCAUCAUCAUAUGUUUCAAUUCAAGAAUUCCCAGAUAAUAAUUGUACAGGUGAAUAUUUUGCACAAAACUAUGCUAUUGUUGGCACUUGUAAUCAAGGAGCAAUGUAUUCGUGUGAUGGUGUUACUGCGACUCGUACAAUGUACAAAAACGACGAUUGUUCUGGUAGUUCAUGGCAGCAACAAUCAUACAACAUUGGUCAAUGCACAGGAUUCCCUGAACUCGAUCAAGUAGGAUAUACCAUAUGGGAGUGUGUCGACAACUACACCAUUCCUGCCAACAGCUCAAACACCAUUGUUUAUCUGGGAUCGUGUGAAACACCUUGGAAUGAAAACCCUGUCUUGUGGGUCAACGCACUCAAGAAUAACCACUGUUUUCCACAAACUGGAAUCCCUCCAGGUUCUGGUAUGGUGCGUUGCAAGAAUAACAAAGGAUUGAUGGAUUUCACUUAUCCUCAACGUGGAUGUAAAGGUCAACCUGAAACUGACUUUGAACCAUUUCAAAAGUAUUGUAAUGGUGAUAUUGCUCAUGAUUUUGUUUGUACACAUUAA
This is a messenger RNA of Cavenderia fasciculata, 621 nucleotides long. RefSeq lists its product as uncharacterized. The coding region runs from base 1 to 621 and encodes 206 amino acids. The record is from RefSeq and is a predicted model, not a curated record. Lineage: Eukaryota; Evosea; Eumycetozoa; Acytosteliales; Cavenderiaceae. The transcript has a single exon.